GCCAGCUGCCGGGCGCCGGCGGCGGCGAUGACGACGGCGACAAAGAGAAGGAGGAGGAGGCGGAGAGAGAGCGGCUGGAGGCCAUCGCUGAGGCCGAGGAGCGCCGCAAGGAGAAACACCGCAAAAUGGAGGAGGAGCGCGAGCAGCUGCGCCAGGGCAUCCGCGACAAGUAUAACAUAAAGAAGAAGGUGGUGGAGGAGGCGGCGAUGCCGGCCGAGCCCGACAACCCGCUGAUGCGGAAGAAGAAGACGCCCGAGGAGCUGGCCCGCGAGGCGGAACUGGCAGACCAGGACGAGUUCACCAAACUGAAAAACUCGCUGGAAACGCAAGUGAACGAAAUAAAACAGCAGAUCGAAGAGAAGAUGAGGUCAAUCCAUGGGAAGUGUGUUUUGCAAUGAGCCGGCCCUCGAGAGCGGGACUAUGCAAGCGGCCGCCCAGCUGCGGCCGACUGGCGGACCGCUGAGCUGAACUGAGCGGACCGGGCACGCCGCUGAACGGAGACCUGGCACCGGGCGUGCCCCCGCCUGCGGCCGGCGCUGCCGUGCGGCCGCGGGGAGACGCGUCGGUCCGUCCGAGCGCCGCUGCCGCCGCGCGCCGACCGCAGGCCGCCGCCGCCGCCGCCGCCGGCGCGCCGGGCCACCCGCCGUGCGCUGGUCGGCCGGGCCGUCCGCGCGCCCUCGCCGGCCGUGACUUCUGGACCCCCGCAGUGGCGGCGGCGACCCUCGGCCCUCCCCUGGGUGUGCUCUGUACGUCUGUGUGUCCCGGCACAGGGUCGCGGCCGCCCCUGUCCACGGCUGGCGGGCGGCGCCGCGGCGCGCGCCCCACCGCUGGCGGCCCCCCUCCCUGCGUCCCCUCGGUCACUGUCGCCCGCCCCCGCCCCCGCCCCGAGCGGCCGCCGGCGCGGGGCGCGCGCCGCCCUCCGACCGUCCGGCCGCCACGGCGAGUCAGCCGGCGCGGCGACACACACACGGCCGCCAGCCGAGACCGCUCCCGCUCCCGUGUCUGUGUAACAAAGGUACCAAAGUCUUAGCAACGAGUGUCGGCCGGCGGGCCGCGAACUGGACGCGCCGCCGCGGCGAGAGUAGCCUAGCGCGCGCGGCGCCGCGCCGCCGCUGGUGUACAGCGGUGGCCUGUGCAGUGGUAGCCGUAGCGCGCGCCCGGCCGGCGGUCUCAGCACCGCUCCGUAGGCCUUAUCUUGUUUGGGCGCCGCCGCUAUUUCGCCGGUAGGCCUGUAGCCAGGCCCGGCUUGGUUGCGCUCGCCGGCGUCCGGCAGAGCCCCCUCGCCAGGCCGUUGUAGGCAUCAGGCGUUCCUUGUUAUUGUGCAGACGUUUUGUUAUAACAGGAAUAAA
Amphibalanus amphitrite is the source of this 1349-nucleotide messenger RNA. RefSeq names its product complexin-like. Gene Ontology annotation, cellular component: terminal bouton; SNARE complex. Gene Ontology annotation, molecular function: syntaxin binding. The record is from RefSeq and is a predicted model, not a curated record. The transcript is spliced from 5 exons. Gene Ontology annotation, biological process: synaptic vesicle exocytosis; regulation of neurotransmitter secretion; neurotransmitter transport. The annotation marks the transcript as partial. Lineage: Eukaryota; Metazoa; Arthropoda; Thecostraca; Balanomorpha; Balanidae.